AUGCAAGAGUUCGUCAAUUUCCGACCGAAUCAAACCGGUAGAGAAGACGAUUUGCCACCACCGUACGAAGAAUUAGAGAAUAAUUCUCGCCGUGACAUUGUGAUUGAGUUGGCUCCAGAAAGACCUCCCCAAUGUCUUCCAAAACCCAAUAAUCAGCGAAUUUCUGAAGAGCAACCAGAGGAAUCAAAUAAUUCCGGCGACCGGCUUCGAGGAAAGCUUUCUCUGUGCGAGUUUGAAUGUGAGCAGGUAGCUCAAGAUGUUGCUGCGUGUCUGGAUGAAUGCGUCGAGUGUAAUGCAGUUUGCAACGAGGACAACCAUAAAGAUUGCUCAAACGACUGCCACUGCCAGGAACAAUGCGAAAGUCGCUACAUAAAUGAGCAGAUAAAAUGUCAAGACCUUCAAGAUGAAAAUUUGAGUGCUCUCUGCUAUGAGAACGCAUGGGAACUUUACGCAGACUGUAUGCUUGGAAAUUGUGAGACAAUUGUCACUACGACUACAAAAACCACCUCUACGACUUCAACGACAACCACCACAUCGACCAUGCCGCCAUUCGAUGGUGAGUACUACGAUGUUGAUUUCGGCGACUUGGGAACGAUCCGGGGCUAUCUUCACACUGAGUUUCCUGAUGUUGUUGUUAUGCAGGGAAUUCCAUUCAUGAAGCCGCCAGUUGGAGAUCUUCGCUGGAAAGCUCCAAUUAUAGAGCGAGGUCUUGACGGUUACCCGAAAACGCAUAUAAUUGACGGGAAGACUGUCUACUUUGCUACUGAGACUUCGCCAUCUUGCCCUGGCGCGUUCGAAGCGACUGAUUUCAUGACAGAAGACUGCGCUUACAUUGACAUUUUCGUCCCCAGAAGAGCCAUUGAGAAUAACGAAAUCCUCAAGAUCUUCCUUUACUUUCACGGAGGUGCAUUCAUGGGUGGAUCAAAUCAGGACGUCUCUCCCAUCGAAGGCGCCAUAAUUGCAUCAGAACAGAAUCUAGUUGUGUUGAGCUCAAAUUAUCGUCUUGGUGCUUUUGGAUUUUUGUUUUCGGAGUUCCUUGAUGACAGAAUUAGCCAAGAACAUGGCCUAGAAUACUAUGAAGGAAAAAUUACGUCUGGAAAUCAAGGAUUGAUGGAUCAGCAAAUGGCGAUGAUUUGGACAGCUGAAAAUGCCAAAUUCUUUGCUGGGGACCGUGAAAGCAUCACAAUCGGAGGAAUGAGUGCGGGUGGCCAAAGUAUGCAUGCUCAUCUGGUUAUGCCGAGCAGUCGAAAUUUAUUCCAUAAAGCAAUUGCUUAUUCCGGUCCAAACGGAAUUCCAUUCUACAACAAUGUCGAAGGCGAAGAGAUUUUGCAGGGAAUCGCCAAUCUUGUCCAUUGCUGCGAAGCUCCUGCGGGUGUUCUGCCUCAUUGUCUUGGACCAACGACGUCUGAAAUAAUCUCGUGUAUGAUGGGCAAGUCGGCAAAAGAGAUCAACGCUGCAGCUUGGGAGUUGAAGCAAGUACUGCCUUUUGGAAACUUCGACCGGCCAACAAUCGCUGCAGAACCCUACGCGCCCAUCAUCAAUACAGGCAUGCUCAAGGAAAUGCCAUUUUUUCACUUUCGAAAGGGAGAAAUGCACGACAAGCCCACUAUAAUCGACGUCACUGAUAACGAAGGAUACAUGUUUGUGAACCCGAUUUUUCAGGGCAAAAACUGCCCGAAUACAACUUAUCCAGACUCUCAACAUCUUUGCCAAGAAAGCUGGGAUCUCUUCUUUUCGAAGCUUCUUUCUCCCGAGGACUUCCAAGCGCUCAAAGACUUUGGCUACUACGACUGCCCUGAAGAUGGUUCCGAAUGUAUUCAUAAAGCUGAUGAAUGGCUGACCGAUUUCACCUGGUACUGCAAUAUGAAAAGAUGCAUGACUGAUGGCUAUCCCACCGGCAGCCACAAUCGCGAAACUGGACUCUACUUGGCCCGCAUUAGCCAGCGUCUUCCUUGGCAAUCGAUCGAAGAAGGAGUUUCCCACGGAGCGAGUGAGCACUGGUUCUUCAAUGACACCUUCCGAAGCGACCCAAAAUACGAAGAGGAUGCAAAGUUUCAAUACAGCAUUCAACAGUACAUCGCAAAUUUCAUUCGAACUGGCGACCCAAACAACUAUCUCGGAAACCCACUGGAAUAUUUUCACCAAGAUCAAGUUUACUGGGAACAUUUUGAAAUAAACAAUAAGUUUCUUGACAUUGGCGAUGAAGGUACUCGACGAUUCAAAAUUCAAAUGGAUGAUCCGCGGGCAGAACGAUGUGAUUUCUGGGACUCGCUUGAUCUGUACAUGACUAUUUGA
Molecule: messenger RNA, 2295 nt
Organism: Oikopleura dioica
Lineage: Eukaryota; Metazoa; Chordata; Appendicularia; Copelata; Oikopleuridae
Source: the annotation of a GenBank genome assembly